This is a messenger RNA of Striga hermonthica, 831 nucleotides long. NCBI's taxonomy places the organism in Eukaryota, Viridiplantae, Streptophyta, Magnoliopsida, Lamiales, Orobanchaceae. The record is from the annotation of a GenBank genome assembly.
AUGGAAUUGGAAUCAAAAUUAGCAGGAGGUGAUUGCAAGUGCAUUAAUAAUAUUAAGACAGAAGAAGAAGUUUGUAGAGAUGAUGAUGAAAAGCAAAAACAACAAGACAAUAAUAUUUUUCAUGUGCUGGCUGUGGAUGAUAGUCUUAUUGACAGGAAGCUCUUGCAGAGGCUCCUUUCUGUUUCUUCUUACCAAGUGACCUGUGUGGAGUCUGGAGAUAAAGCCUUGGAAUAUUUGGGUUUGCUGGAAAAUAUUGAAGAGAAUGAAAUUGAAAUAUCCUCUGAUCACACAACACUUCUUUCUUGUGAUGAUGAGCUGCCUCCAUCCAUUAUUAAGUCCUCAUCUCACCAAGAGGUAUCAAAAGUUAAUCUGAUCAUGACGGAUUACAGCAUGCCAGGAAUAAGUGGCUACGAUUUGCUCAAAAAAAUCAAGGAUUCUUCUUGGAAAGAUGUACCAGUGGUGGUUAUGUCGUCCGAGAAUGUACCCUCAAGAAUCAACAUGUGCUUGGAAGGAGGAGCAGAAGAGUUUAUUCUAAAGCCCGUGAAGCUCUCAGAUUUAAGCAAACUACACUCUCACAUCCUUAAAGCCGCCAUUGCCCAAAACCUCGACAGCCACGAAACGACGGCGGAGGAAAACUCGAGCGACGAGAUCAAAAGCGCAAGUGAUGAUGAUGAUGAAAGUGUUAGUGAGGAAGAAGAAGAAGAUAAGGAAAACGAUAAGAACUGCAGCAACGCUAACAAGAGAAAGGCAGCUGUGAAGACGUCUCCGGAUCUUACGGACAGAAGGCCACGUGUCAAAGAACUGUCUGUUUCCGAGAUAAUAAUACUAUGA